Lodderomyces jiufengensis is the source of this 2049-nucleotide messenger RNA. It is a transcript of the gene PXA2, whose product is annotated as ATP-binding cassette long-chain fatty acid transporter. The transcript has a single exon. The record is from RefSeq and is a predicted model, not a curated record. Lineage: Eukaryota; Fungi; Ascomycota; Pichiomycetes; Serinales; Debaryomycetaceae. Gene Ontology annotation, cellular component: peroxisomal membrane. Gene Ontology annotation, biological process: peroxisome organization; very long-chain fatty acid catabolic process; fatty acid beta-oxidation. Bases 1 to 2049 code for a protein of 682 amino acids. Gene Ontology annotation, molecular function: ABC-type transporter activity; ATP binding; ATP hydrolysis activity.
AUGGCAUCAAAAGUAAAAGAUAAUUCAAUAGCAUUAUCAUUAUUAAAACUAUAUAGAUCCAAUAGAUCAUUAGUAUUAAAUACUUCAUAUAUAGUUUUAAUAACAGCUGCAUUUACGGGAGCAGCAAGUACUGGAUCAUCCGCUUCAUCAAAAAGAAUAGAUAAAUCAGAUAAAUCAGUUGAUUCUACUAAAGAUUCUAAAAAAUCACCUAAAUUAAGUAAACAAACUAUUGAUAGAUUAGUAAAAGCUAUAGUACCUCAUUAUUAUGAUAAAACUGUAUUUUAUUUAUUAAGUCACAUAGUGUUAUUGGUUAUAAGAGCAUUAUUGACUAUUAAAGUAGCUACAUUAGAUGGUCAACUAGUUGGUGCAUUAGUUUCAAAAAGAUUAAAAUUAUUUAGUAGGUUUUUAUUAGUUUGGCUCUUGUUAGGUAUACCAGCAUCUUUAACAAAUGCAUUAUUAAGUUGGACAAAAUCAAAUUUAAGUAAAAGUAUUCGAGAAAAUUUAAAUAAAUCAAUAAUAAAAGAUUAUUUACCUGAUAAUUUAGAUGCUAAUUAUUAUUCAUUAAUUCAUCUUAAUAAUAACAAGAUAAAAGAUCCAAAUCAAAGAAUAACAACUGAUGUAACAAGAUUAGCCCAAGCUUUAAGUGCAUUACCUGGACAAUUAUUAAAACCUACUUUAGAUUUAGUAUUGUGUGCUCGUAAGUUAAGUCAACUGGGUGUAGGUAAUGGUGAAGGUACUUUAGCUUUAGGAAUAUUAGCUCAUUUUUCAACAAUGAUUAUAAGAUUUUUUUCACCACCUUUUGCUAAAUUAGCUUCUGAAAGAGCAAAUCUUGAAGGACAAUUAAGAUCAGCUCAUUCUAAAAUAGUUUCAAAUAAUGAAGAAAUUGCAUUUUUAAAAGGUCAUUAUAGAGAAUUAGAUUAUAUUGAUUAUUGUUAUUAUACUUUAGAACGUUUCUUAAAGGGAGAAUAUUGGAAAAAAGCAAUUCAUGAAAUUGCACAAACUUUUAUUGUUAAAUAUUUUUGGGGUGCUGCUGGUCUUGUACUUUGUUCAGCACCAAUUUUUAUAAAUAAAUAUAUUGGAGAAGAUCCAGAUAAUAAUGCAGCAAGUAAUUUUAUUACAAAUAGAUCAUUAUUAUUAAGUGCUUCUGAUUCAUUAGAUCGUUUAAUUUUUGCAAGAAGGUAUCUUUUACAAAUUGUUGGUCAUUCAAAUAGAGUAGCUGAAUUAGAAGAUAGUUUACAUGAAGUUCAAAAAAAUAAAUUAAAAAUUCAUUCAAAUGUAAAAUAUGAUAAUAAUGAAAUAUGUUUUAAAGAUGUUAAAUUAUUAACACCAGCAAAUGUAACAUUAAUUGAAAAUUUAAAUUUUAAAAUUACAAAGGGUGAUCAUUUAUUAAUUUCAGGUCCAAAUGGUUCAGGUAAAUCAUCACUUUUUAGAAUGUUAGGAGGAUUAUGGCCAGUAAAACAAGGUACAAUCACAAUCCCAACAUCAGAAAAUAUGUUUUAUUUACCACAACGUGCUUAUUUAGUAUCUGAUUCUUCAUUAAAAGAACAAAUUAUAUAUCCACAUUCAAUAAAACAACAAAAAAAAUCAGAUGAAAAAUUAUGUGAAAUUUUAAAAGUUUUAAAAUUACAAGAUUUUAUACCACAAUUAAAUUCAAUUCAAAAUUGGAAUGAAGAAUUAUCAACAGGUGCACAACAAAGAUUAGCAAUGGCAAGAUUAUAUUAUCAUGAACCAAAAUUUGCAGUAUUAGAUGAAUGUACAUCAGCAGUAUCACCAGAUAUGGAACAAUUUAUGUAUGAAUAUGCACAAAAUUUAGGUAUAACUUUAAUUUCAGUAUGUCAUCGACCUGCAUUAUGGCAUUUUCAUAAGUACUUGUUAAAAUUUGAUGGUAAAGGUGGUUAUUAUUUUGGUAAAUUAGAUGCUGAAAAAAGAUUAAAUUUAGAAAAUGAAAGAAUUGAAUUAGAAAAAAAAUUAAGAGAUAUUCCAAUUUUAAAAGAAAGAUUAAAUGAAUUGAAAAAAGUUUCAAAAUUACAUCAUGAUAAAUAUCGUUAA